AUGUUCCCAGCGACUUCGUUCACUCCCACUAGAAAUGGCGUCAUCCCAGCAACGCACCAACAACGGCCACAACAAGAAAAACCAAAAGUUCUUCAAAUGGCCCUCGAUGCAAGCCUCCUGACAGACUUGAGCACUGCUUAUUCGAUGCUUCUCCAGGAUCACUAUUAUCCAACACAAUCUCUUACCGGUGGCAUUUGCUCGUUCAUGGGUGAUGCAGUUGCACAAACUGUGGACCGAAAUGAUAAUGAAGACUCUUAUGAUUCCAAACGAGGAGCGGUUUAUUUUUGCAAGGGCCUCGGUGGAGGAAUCUUGUGGAGUUGUUGGUUUGAAAGUGUCGACCCUAUCGCCAAUCAAUUGACAAGUGCUUUACUUCUGGGGCAAAGUUCUUCACCAUCAGUGGAACAGGCCACAAGAACUGCCGUUUGCAUUUUGCUGGAGCAGUUCUUCGUGUCUCCUCUAUUUUUCUCGAUUUGGGAUAUCCCAUUGCCAGCCUUGCUACAAGGCUCUCCCCCGUAUCAAAUGCCAGCACAGAUUCAAGAAAAGUUACCGCCUCUGUUGGUAGCUAAUGCCAAGGUUUGGACUCCUGUUAACUUGAUUACCUACAAUAUUCCGCCGGAAUACCGUGUGUUAUUUUCAAGUUCUGCAGAUAUCUUUUGGCAGGCUAUUAACGCUGCCAUCACUUCGAGAGAAAUCCAGAUGACAGAUGUUGCCACAGCAGGAAUGGCUACCACCCAACUACAAUCUGAGCUUGUGAAAAGUAAUACUGCACCAGCAGAAUCAUCAUCUGUCCGAUGA
This is a messenger RNA of Cylindrotheca closterium, 795 nucleotides long. The record is from the annotation of a GenBank genome assembly. NCBI's taxonomy places the organism in Eukaryota, Bacillariophyta, Bacillariophyceae, Bacillariales, Bacillariaceae.